Molecule: messenger RNA, 3282 nt
Organism: Cuscuta campestris
Lineage: Eukaryota; Viridiplantae; Streptophyta; Magnoliopsida; Solanales; Convolvulaceae
Source: the annotation of a GenBank genome assembly
GCGGAAGCCUUUUUAAAGUCAAACAACUUGGGGUCUUGCCCGAAAACGUAAUAAGCAUUAAAGUUAAUUAAAUAAAGCAUAAUCAACAGAUUAAAGAGACAGCCACGCCAUCGUACAUCUCCUCCUCAAUGCCCUCUGGGAUCGGCUCUAGGUUCAUCUAAGUUAAUCAUGUAAUACAAAAGUUGAGCUAGUUAAUACACUUUGUUCCAACAUGGUAUCGGAGCCAGUUGCUAUAGCUUUAAGCAAUCUACUUCUUAUCUUCAAUUUUCUCUCUCACACAAUUUUACGGUUCCAAAUUCUUCUCGCCAUCUUCGAUUUGGACUCCUAAAGAUUUUCUGCGAUGAAGGAAUUGAAUCGCCGAUUCACCUAUUAUCUCAUGUCCCAACUGGUUCAUCUCUUCGCGCUGGUAGAUUCUGCGUCCGAUUAUAGUUGAGCAGAUGGUGAAUCGACUCCUCCGCCAAGCUUAGAUUUGGACUCGAUCAAAUCCGUGAAACAGAUGGAACGGCAAGUUUCUCUUCUAAAUCUCAUCCGAUUUCGUAUUCAGUGAAACAUCUGGAGUCGCGUUCGAGAUUUAUGCCGGCCCCUGCAUCAAAGACGUCCUCGUCCGCUCGGUUUAUUUCCUCCUCAGUAGCCACCGUGAUUCUGUCACGAAAUCCGUCGGGAUUCUGACUUGCAUCCCCAUCCAGAUAUAGCGCCUCUCUGUCAGAGGUCUCAAUAGGCUCCAGCCUGGUUCAUCUCACCGCACUCUCGUUGUAGGUCAUGACCUUCGUGUUGAGAGUUGUCACUCUACACCGGAACAUCGCGAUUCAUGGCUUGAAUGGGAUUCUCACCUGUAGAUCUCGUGCUCUCAUGAUGAUGAACUGGUGCUGCAGCCGGCACCUUCAAAAUCCAAUUUCACCAUGGCGAAAUUGAAUUCCCUUGUCUCACAUCGUUUAAAGAAGGCCGUAGCAGUCCACAUCAAUGGAUGUCAAAGUGGAAAAAAACUUCAACUUGACGCCAUCUCUAUCUAUUCAUAUCUCUAAUUCAGGUAGUGUUCAUUAUCUUGCGCUCCAUGGAAUGCAAAUCAGAUUCAUCAUUAUUGAAUGCAAAAUUGUAACUAUUGCAUUUGAUUUUCUGUCUUCAAUUAAACCAAUUUUAUCACAUGAAUAUCAUUGCCAAUCUCAUUUCAUCAUCAUCAGAUUUCAUCACAUAUUCAAUAAAUUCAAAACAUAUUCCUCAUUAUGACUUUGCCAUCUAUAUUUCAUUUCCAUCAUCACAAGUGAUCCCUAUUGAUCCUUUAUUCAUUAUGUUGGUUCUCAGACUGAGUAUCCAACUUCAUUUUCAUUCUCAUGACUGGAAUGUUUAGCUCGAUCAUUUUCAUUCACUUCUGUGUAAUUUAGAAGUUUCAUCAUUGUUUAGUUUCACUAAAUCGGUUGGAUUGAGUUUCACUCGUAUCGCUUUGAUCAAGUUUCACUUUCAUCAUCAUUCGAUUUCCGGUUGAUUUCAUCAAAUGUUUUUGUCAAUUGAUUUCAUUUCAUCAUUUGAUUUUUUCGUGUGAAUUCAUCAAUUAAUUUGUCAUCUCAUCUUCAUCAUUGAUUGUGUAUGGUUCGCUUUUCUGUUCAUUCUAGAGAAUCGUGGCAGCCAUUGCGGGCACAUCAUUGUUUUCAAUCACCUCUUGUCUUCAAAUUUCAUCUCUGAAUCUAGGAAUGAUUCUAUCUACAAUAAAAAACAUUACUUUUCCCAUUCAACAGAGAGUUGUACCUCUCAAUUUUAGAACCAAGGGCCUUCAAAUUUCAUAAGUUGCCAAGCCUGAAUUCUUGAAACUAUGAAGACAAUUUGCUCCACUGUUAUGUAGCGUGCAGUGACUUCAAUACCUCUGUCUCUAGCAAAUUCAAGUUCAUAGAUCUCAGAGCUGAUUCUCUUAACACCGUCAAUAUCGUGAUGGGGGCUUGAGGCAUUUGGCAUAACUUUGAGGAAGAUUCAGACUCUGAUGGCCUCAAAGGUUUUAAGAAAGUGGUAUUUGAUCAGCUUUAUAAGAUUGCUAACAUGCCAUUCUUGGGAGAACAUAAGAGCAAAUUCCUAGAUGUACUUGAAAAGGCAGAGAAACAUCCUAAGAUCACAAUAGGAGUCAUUAUAGUUUCUCUAGUAGUAAUUGUCCUAACAGCAUUGUUCAAGCUUCUAUUUGGUGGAAAGAAGCAAUUACCUAUGAAACUUGUCGAAGAAUAAAGAAGAGCGACGCUUUCGAAUCUUCUCUCCUUCUUUUUGGCUGAGCAGCAACCAUCUCUUAGUCUUCUUUGUCAAUAGGAUUGUCAUUCUCCUUAGCCGCAGCAGAUACCUUUUACAUUCUAACUGGGAAAAAAAGUAAAGACAAAUCUUUUAACAUGUGAUAUUAUUUUUGUCUUUGAAAGGCUUAUGUUUAGUGAUAGUGAAAACUAUUUUAUUUAGAGUGACGAUAAUCGACAAUUUUGUUGUAUUACAAAUAUUAUAUGCAAACAAGUGUUACAUAACAUUUAGAUUAUUGGUGUUGUAUUUAGGUGCCCUAGCAGCAAUCAAAUACCUAUGUAACUGUACACUUUAUCAUGAAUGAAAGGCCUUGAAGUGUGUAAUUUUCGGCCAUCACAAAGAAGAGAGAAGAAAAUUAUAUUUUGUGUUCAAAGUUAUUUUUCUAAAGUGUUAGAAAUAUACACAAAAUAUUAUAAACAAAUAUUUAUAAGAUAAAUAUUUUACUAUAUAUUUAUUACUCCCAAAGUAGUAUUAUUAUAGUUUUUACUAUCCUAUAUUAAACUUGCUAGCACAAGUUUAAUCUUGGACUCCGGAGCAAGUUCGUGUGGAUACGUUGGAGGCUUCAUACGUUUGGCGCUACGUUCAUCUCCUCAAAACCAUCCCCGACCGUUCCUCCAUUCUCCGUUUUCACCGUUAAGGUAAAUUUCUUACUAUAGCUAGUAAUUUACGUAAGUUGUUCUUGGGUGGAAUCGAGUUUUGGACUAUAAAUUUUGUUUUCGCUGCGUUAUCCAAGCCUCGUUUCCCAACAAUUGGCACUCCAAAUAAAAUAGUUUUGACUAUGUGAUAGAAUUUAGGAUGGGGUAGUGAUAACAGGAUUAGGCAAUAAGACACUUGGGUUGAACCACAUUAAAAGAUUGAAUCCAAUUGAUUAGUUCGUUCAACUCAAGAGCUUAUAUACCGAUUAUUUUGCUCAUGAACUUUCGAUGUGGGAUGACACUCUAACACUCCCCUUCAAGUGGACAAAUGGACCAUUUUGAAUCUAACCGUUUGACUACUUGCAAAUAAACUCUCAUUCUUUUG